CAGGGAGCAGCAGCCUUCUCGUGUUGUCAGGACUUCGAGAGAACUCCUCAGAGAUGCAGCUGUCUUUGACUCAACCAUUUUCCUUCUAUGGAGCACUCCUUUUGCUGACAGUGUCAAACUUGCUUCUUUGGGAGCAGGUGACUUCCUUACCAAAUUGUGGUGUGCCCACUGGAAGCCUAUACCAACGUGUGGUUCAGUUGUCACAUUACAACCAUGAUCUUGCUUCAAAAGUGUUCAUCGAAUUUGACAUGAAGUAUGGUAGGACAGGCUUGAUGUAUAACCUGAUGUUAACCCCCUGCCACACUGCCGCAAUUCCUGCUCCAGAAAACCGUGAGCAAGUCCACCAGACAAAAUCAGAAGACCUUCUGAAAGUUUCCAUCAGUAUUUUACAAGCCUGGGAAGAGCCUCUGAAGCACAUGGUGGCAGCAGUGGCUACUCUUCCACAUGUAACUGAUACUCUGCUGUCAAGAACAAAGGAGUUGGAGGAAAGAACUCAAGGGCUUCUGGAGGGACUGAGGACCAUAAUCUACAGGGUUCACCCUGGAGCUAUGGCAAGUGACUAUAGUUUCUGGUCUGAGUGGUCAGAUUUGCAAUCACCUGAUGAAUCCACUAAGAACAGUGCUCUUAGAACCCUGUAUCGCUGUAUCCGCAGGGAUACACAUAAAGUUGACAAUUAUCUCAAGGUCUUGAAGUGCCGCAAUGUUCACAACAACAACUGCUGAGCAUCCAUCCCUGUCCUCUGUCUCUGAGAAGGUCCUUCAUGAUCUUGACUUCAAGGCACCAAUGAAUCUCUAUGUCUUUGGUGCCUUUCUUCAUUUACCUUUUAUCUUACUCAAAAAUAAAUUGAUUCUUUGCAAUUACUAAA
Messenger RNA from Grammomys surdaster, 865 nucleotides. Its product is annotated as prolactin-3B1-like. NCBI's taxonomy places the organism in Eukaryota, Metazoa, Chordata, Mammalia, Rodentia, Muridae. Gene Ontology annotation, cellular component: extracellular region. The transcript is spliced from 5 exons. Gene Ontology annotation, biological process: positive regulation of lactation; mammary gland development; female pregnancy. Bases 54 to 722 code for a protein of 222 amino acids. Gene Ontology annotation, molecular function: hormone activity; prolactin receptor binding. The record is from RefSeq and is a predicted model, not a curated record.